AGGGCAUCUGAUGUACUUCAGUUGCUGAGAGGGAGGCAUUAGGGAGUGAGAGGUGCUUUGACUGACUGCCUCUCGGUGACUCUCUGCCACUGGACAUUUAAAGAUUCCUCCCCUUUUCAUUUGCAACUUCACAGCUCAGAAAUGAAGAAACACCUGAUUCUAUUCUGCCUUUUGGCCACAGCACUGGCUGCAAAUUCAGUGAAGUCAGUGAAGCUUCACAAGAGUAAAGAUGCAGUUCUGCCCACGUAUCUGCCUUUCGAGUCCAGUACUCAGGACCCAGUGGAUGAGGACUCGAGCGAGGAGAACGAGAGCCAUGUGGCGCUCAAGCAAACAGGGGCAGAAGUACUAGAAGAUUCAGAGGGAGGUGAGAAGAAUACCCCUGUGCUCCUGAGUGAAGCGGCAAUGACUCAGCUCCUGCAGGACUCUGAGGAGGCAGACGAACCUGUUGAGGAGAAUGAAGAAGACAAUGCAGGAGAUAAGAAAGAUGUGAAGGAGACAGAGGAGGAGAGUAAGGAAGAUGAGGAAGGAGAUGGAGCAGAGAAUAGGGGUGGUGAGAACAAGGACGAGGAUGGAAAGGUGAUUGACGGCAGUACUGAGGCAGAGAUACCAAUGGACUUGGACUAUGCUGCUGACCGUGAUGCCUCAAAGCCACUGACUAUCAAGCUCGAGGAGGCUAAAGCUUCAAUCACCAACAUUCUGGAGAAAGAGGUGGAGGAAACAGUAGAAGAUGUGAUCCCCACAGCCAUGGAAGAUUAUGAUUCUCAGCAAUCCAACAAAGACUCUGAAGACUCCAAAGAGGACAUUCUAGAGGAAAAGUCUGAGCAGGAAUUGCCAGCAGAAAAAGAACAAACCCAAGAUGAGCUGAAAGAGCCACUUCAAGGCUCUGAUGAUGUCAAAAGUAAUCUGGGCGACAAAAAACCCAACAAAAAUGUGAAGAAUGAUCAACAGGAUGAGAAGAACAGCAUUGAAUCUGAGACUGCUAUUCUUUCUAGUAGUGAGAAGGCAAGGAAAGAGAAGAAGAAACAGAAGAAUGAGAGUACAAGCCAUGGAAAGGGCAAAGCCAAGAAGCAGCAAAAGAACCAGCAGGUGGAGAAGAUGCAAAGUGACCAGGCCAAUGCAAUGGAGGAAACUGAGGAACAUGAUCAAAGGAGAGAUCCAGAGAAAGAGGUGGAACCCACUGAAAAUACUGCACAAAAAUCCAAAAGGAAGAAUGGGAAAGGGGCUCGCUUGUUGGGGAUGAAUCCAUUACAGAUCAGGGCCACAAUGGAUCUUUACCCUGACAUUAGACCCAUCCAUCAACCCAGUGGACAGGAGGUGCCAGCCGACCCAUGUGAGAACCUCCGUUGUAAAAGAGGCAAAUCAUGCCAAAUGAAUGAUGAGAACAAGCCCAGCUGUGUUUGUCAGGAGCCGUCAGCAUGUCCUCCCAGUGUAAAUGAGUUUGAACGUGUGUGUGGAACUGACAAUAAGACAUAUGACACAUCCUGUCAGCUCUUUGCCACCAAGUGUAUCCUUGAGUGCACCAAAAAGGGCCAAAGACUUCACCUGGACUACACUGGAUCCUGCAAAUUUAUUGCUCCAUGCCAAGAGUCAGAGCUGAUCCAGUUUCCUCUGCGCAUGCGGGAUUGGCUGAAGAAUGUACUUCUGCAGCUUUAUGAACACGACUUCAUGUCCCCUGGCUUUCUCACAGCCAAACAAAGAAUCAGGGUUCAGAAGAUCUAUGAGAGUGAGAGGCUUCUUCAUGGAGGCGAUCACUCCAUUGAGCUUCUACUGCAGGACUUUGAGAAGAACUACAACAUGUACAUCUAUCCAGUGCACUGGCAAUUUGCACAGAUGGACCAGCAUCCUUCAGACAGGUUCCUCUCUCACUCUGAGCUGGCUCCUCUGCGAGUUCCCCUAGUACCCAUGGAACAUUGCACCUCAGCUUUUUUCCAGAAGUGUGAUGCUGACAAAGACAAGCAGGUCUCUUUCAGGGAGUGGUGCAGCUGCUUUGGAAUUAAGGAAGAGGAUAUGGAUACCAAUCUGCUGUUUUGAACAUCAUUGAGUGCCUAAACAAGUGCAUUGGCUGUCUACUUCAAGGAAAAGUAUAACUGGAGAUUUAUUAACUGAGAUGUUACUGUUUUCUUUAAUGUGUAAUGAUCAAGAUGAAGGACAAGUUUGUCUAAAAACCUUUAUUUUUUAUUUUAUGCAUUAUAUGUUUAGCAAAUGGUUACAGAAAAAAAUUACAGAAACAGUAAUUAUAGUUGAUAAUUUACACUGUUUAAAUGACCAUAAAAACGUUAGUUUUAGUUUGAGUGUUUGUAUGCAUUCCAGUGAGGAGUCUACAUAGUGAAUAAAAAUAAAACAGAAUUUACAUUUGAUAAAAUAUUAGAAAAUGUCAUGAAUAAAAAGUGGCACUCUUUUAUGUGCUUGUUGCCUAUUUAUUAGUAUAUAUGUAUUAUAAAUUAUGUUGCUAUAAUAGUUUUAAUGAAUAAAUCAGGAGAUUUAAAGAUUUGUUUUUAUACACACACAUUUUUAUG
This is a messenger RNA of Myxocyprinus asiaticus (Chinese sucker), 2516 nucleotides long. Its product is annotated as SPARC-like protein 1. Gene Ontology annotation, biological process: anatomical structure development. The record is from RefSeq and is a predicted model, not a curated record. Lineage: Eukaryota; Metazoa; Chordata; Actinopteri; Cypriniformes; Catostomidae. The coding region runs from base 142 to 2031 and encodes 629 amino acids. Gene Ontology annotation, molecular function: extracellular matrix binding; calcium ion binding; protein binding. The transcript has 10 exons.